This is a messenger RNA of Prorocentrum cordatum, 1230 nucleotides long. NCBI's taxonomy places the organism in Eukaryota, Dinophyceae, Prorocentrales, Prorocentraceae. The record is from the annotation of a GenBank genome assembly.
AUGUGGGAGGCGAAAUUGCAGCCUGCCGUCAUCAAUUUCAAUGCUUGUAUCAGCGCGUGCAAAAAAAGCGAGCAGUGGCGGUGGGCUCUGGCGCUGCUGAGUGAAGUGUGGGAGGUGAAAUUGGAGCCCGACGCCCUCAGCUACAGCGCUGGGAUCAGCGCUUGCGGGAAAGGGAAGCAGUGGCAGCGGGCUCUGGCGCUGCUCAGGGAGAUGUGGGAAUUCAGGUUGGAGCCCAAUGUCAUCAACUACCUCGCUGGGAUCAGAGCGUGCGAGGCCAGCGAUUUGUGGACCAGGGCCCUGGACCUGCUCGAGUCGAUGCUGGGAGCCCGCGUGGACCCUGCUGCUGCCGAGAGCCCCGACGAGGGCUGGUACGUGCACGACCUCGAGGCAGGUGGCCCCAAGGACGUCUUCAAGCACACCGUUCUCGUGGCUCUGCUGCAGCAGAUGGCGGCGUGCGCGGAUCCCUUCACUUUUAUCGACAUGCACGCCGCUUCUGGUGUCUACGACCUGAGCUCCGAGGAGACGCUCCAAUGCAGGAUGUUCGAAAGGGGCGUGCUCCGGGUAUCACACGCAGUUGACCGCAGCGACGGGGGUCUGGUUGCAGACUAUCUGGCCGCGGUAUGGAGGUGCAACCAAGCCUUGGGCUCCUCCUCGCGCGCCCUGAGCCUCUACCCGGGUUCGCCUGCGCUGGCGUGGCAGUGGCUCAGGUCACAGGACACCGCCGUUUUGUUCGAGGCCGCCGCCAAGCCCUACGAGGCCUUGAGGCGGAGCUUUUCCUUACUGGACCGAGGGGUAGGUCCCCGCCUCUCGCUGCAACACGACGACUCCUACCUGCGGCUUUCCUUUGGGCCUUGGCCCUGGCCCAGCGGGCGGCAGCUGGUGCUUCUGGACCCGCCGUACGACUCCACGCAGUCCCACAACACAUGGAACGUUUUCGCCCUCCGGCGCCUGCUCCAGAGGUCGCCCUCCAGCUGCGUUGCCCUGUGGUACCCGCUGGUGGACCAGGAGAAGGUCGCGGGUCUGCACAGCCGUGUCCAGAGCCUCGCCGUGGGCAGCGUGCUCGUGGCCGAGAUGUGGCUCGAGGGCUCGUGGCCGCGUGGAGAUGCCCUGCAGGGCUCGGGGAUGCUGGUCGUGAAUCCGCCCCCCGCCCUCCACGCGCAGCUCCUCGCGGCGCUGCCAGAGCUCCGAGCUGCGCUGCGUGCCACGGGCUCCCGGGUGCUGUGGCUGUGA